Trematosphaeria pertusa is the source of this 1604-nucleotide messenger RNA. RefSeq lists its product as uncharacterized. Gene Ontology annotation, biological process: Golgi to plasma membrane protein transport. Gene Ontology annotation, cellular component: trans-Golgi network. NCBI's taxonomy places the organism in Eukaryota, Fungi, Ascomycota, Dothideomycetes, Pleosporales, Trematosphaeriaceae. The record is from RefSeq and is a predicted model, not a curated record. The transcript is spliced from 2 exons. The coding region runs from base 1 to 1455 and encodes 484 amino acids.
AUGGAGGACGGCUCCAUGCAGCUCGUUCCCGGAAGGAGCGUCGGCUUCUUGACGCUCGGGUGCUCAUUGCACGAAGCCUUGACCGCUAUAAAAGCAGAGGUGCGGGCAUUUCCCAGGUUUCAGCUCUAUCAUGACGACUCCCGCCCGAUCGCGUCCCCAAUACACGUCGUACUUCCAGACAAUGGCCUGCGGCUACAGUUCGAUGGACCAGACCAACGAUUAAGACUGAUAGAGGUUUUGGACUUUUUGAAGGCAAAGCUGGUGUAUAAGGAUGUGGAGGUCUUCAAGCCAGCAGAGGGCAUCGGAGGCAUAUCAUCGGGGCCAUCAGGACCCAAAUUUAGGCACAUCUAUGACAAGCUCCUUGGGCCAACCUACGGCGGCGAGUACAUUCCCCCGAACAACCAGGAUGACCCGAACGCUAAGGGCGUGUACAACCUAUCGUAUCCGGGCGUAGCCUUCAAUUUCCCAGUUCAGCACUCCGCGUACUCGCCGAAGAAGGAUUUCAUCUCUCUGCUCUCCUCUUCCGCAACUGGUCCCGCGACGUCUAUGGCGGUAUUUAAUGGCGAAUCCUGGCAGAAAGCGCGCGGGACGCUCUUCACAGCGACUCCACCGAACCCUAGGGCAGCGUCCCUGGCGGGGAAAGGCAAGGAGGGAGGGCCAGAUGAGAUAGAAAUGGUACGAAUACAUGGCGAAGGAAGGAUAGAGCUCGUCAGACGGUCAACGAGCGACGUUUCUGACCACUCGCCUCUCGGGUUGACGCCCGAUGAGACUGAUUCUGAUAACAACUCCGUCAUUGGCACAGACAAUGAGGACGAUUGGGAAGAUGAUGAUGAGGCGGCGCUAGAAGCUCAAGAGCGCGAGGUUGCUGCUGCGGAGCACUUUUACAACUAUUACCAUCAUGGAUUCGACAUUCUCAUCUCACAGCCGACUCAAAUAUCCCCGUCUUCGCCAACUGCUGAGAGGAAAGAGGCCGAGCUUCAUGAGGGUGGUGAGCUCAGCGCUCAACCGCUAAAUCACCUUGCCGCUACGAAAGUGAUAUUCCACGGCAACAUUCCUGGGUCGUAUCAGUUCAACCGCCAUCGACGAAGCAGGUGGUCGCUAGAGCACGUCCCCUCCGAACACUUCAGAGACCCCCUUAACUCAGAAAUGCGUUUUGCGGAUAUUUCCGGCCGACUAAAGGAAGUCUUCAAGUCCUAUUACGAAAACGAAGAGGAAGAGCGUCUGCAGCAACGUGGCAUGGCCCUGAAUAGGGGUUGGGGCGAUAGUCCUGGCAGCAGCUGCGAACUCCUCGGCGGGUGGGAAGACGGCUCGGGAAGGAAGAGCAAGUUCGCGAAUGCGGGGUCCGGCAUAAUUGAGGGGGACAGCAAUGUUGGCAACGUGGAGCUGUUUGGAUUUCCGGGCAUGGUGUUUGAGGUAUUGAAGAACGGUGCUGUGAGCGCCCUCACGGUGUACUAGCGAUUUCAUUUGCAUUGCAUAGACGGAGUUUGGGGCGUGCCUUAUCUUACUUCACGAUACCUUGGUCGAAGUUUGGUCGUGGUUAUGGGCGGCUCACAACGGCUUGUUAGCAUUUCAGAUAGAAGCAAUCUUCCACAUUUCACUUGGAG